AUGAAACCCGCAACCCUUCGACCACAGGCUGAACCGUGGAAACCCAGAAACCCCGAAGUAGCAUCACCGCAUAAAACAUCCUAUGCUCUUUUGCCACAGCCACAGCCACAGCCACAACAACAACCACCACAACCACAACCACAACUUGGGCUGACAUCAGAGUCAAGUAGUGCUCCGUCGAUAAGUUCUACAGCGGCAAAGCUUUUUGUAGGUCAACUUCCCUUUGAGAGUGAUGAAAAUCGACUCUAUGAACUCUUCAGCGCCUACGGUACGGUUGAGCAGAUCCACAUUUUACGCGAUCUGAAUAACCGUAGUAAGGGUGCUGCCUUUGUUACGUACUCAAGUGUGGAGGAGGCAGAUACAGCCAUUUUCACACUUCAUAAUCGGUACAAAAUGCUUGCGAACCGUAUGAUUCAAGUGAGCUAUGCUAAGAACAGUCCAAAUAUUUCUCCAUUCGGAGUCUGUUCUGCCAUUACGGUGCAUCAAAUGAACCCUACAAAUCCUGUGCCGGACAUUGCAAAUGUGACUUCCGACCGAGGCCGGUUCUAG
Molecule: messenger RNA, 549 nt
Organism: Trypanosoma theileri
Lineage: Eukaryota; Euglenozoa; Kinetoplastea; Trypanosomatida; Trypanosomatidae
Product: RNA-binding protein
Exons: 1
Coding region: 1-549 (182 amino acids)
Molecular function (GO): RNA binding
Source: RefSeq, a predicted model, not a curated record